GAAAACGUAAUCCGAACGUGUAAAAAACAUGGGAAAGACGGGUGAAAAAGAGGUGCCAGAGUUGCCAGAGUUGCCGAACUGGUUGGAUGAGCAUAUGUUUGUGGAGUUCUUGCAACGCGACUUUAAAGAGUUCAAGGCCAUCAAAAACUUUAAGGUGGAACCCACAGGCGGCAAAGGCGAAAACUUUACGACUUUGGUGGUGCGCGUUAAGAUAAACGUUGAACUAAAUGAUGGCAGUGAAGCAGCUACCUCGUAUAUAGUCAAAUUGUUGCCCACAACCUUGAGCACACGUGAUAUGAUUGCCAGCUGGAAGAUCUUCGAUAAGGAAAAGCUAACCUAUAGCAGCUAUGUGCCUGAAUUCGAGCAAAUGUUCAGAAACAACAAAAAGGAAAUAACAUUUGGAGCCAAAUACUAUGCGCCAACAAAUGCAGCGAGUCAGGAGCUGAUCAUCCUGGAAGAUCUGGGCAAUCGCGGCUUCAAGAACGCCAAUCGUCAGGAGGGCUUAAACAUGGCGCAUACCAAAGCUGUGCUGGAUAAGUUGGCCCAAUUUCAUGCCGCCUCAGCUGUGCGCUAUGAGCGCAAAGGUGCCUAUCCGAAACUCUACGAUCGGAAUCUGUGCAGCGAGGAGGAUAAAUUUCAAGAGUUUCGAGACACGCAAGCCAAGUCGCUUAUCAAAGCACUGCCGCUCUAUGAGGCUGCCUAUAUGGAGAGCGAACUGAAAUCCUACACCUCAAUCGCCCCGGAUAUGUUUCAGGCCCAUGCGCCCAAGUUUGAGGGCGAAUUCCGUUGUCUUAAUCAUGGCGAUUUUUAUUGCAAUAAUAUCAUGUUUCAAUAUGAUGAACAAGGCGAAAUUAGCGAAACAUACUUUCUUGAUCUGCAGAUGAGUCGCUAUUGCUCGCCCGCUCAGGAUUUGAUCUACAUACUGCUCUCCUCGGUUGCUUUCGAGCUUAAGUUUUCCAAAUUCGACUACUUUGUACACUACUAUCACAGCAGGCUGGUUGAGUAUCUAAGGUUUUUGGAUUAUCCACAGCCUCUGCCUACAUUGAGGGGAAUCCACAUUGCGAUCCUCAACCAUGGCGAUUGGGUUUACCCCGUAAUAUCACUGCUACUGCCACUUGUGCUGAUAGAUCCCAACGAAAAGACCAACAUGGACACCAUGAUGGACCAGGCGAGUGAAGGUGACCAACUGAGAAACACCAUGUUUGGACAUCAACGUGUUGUACAGCAAUACAAGCAGAUGCUGCCCUGGGCUUACAAUCGUGGUUUAUUUGUGUAUGGACCAAACAAAUGACUAAAAAGCAACUGUGAUAUCUAUUUCUUAUGCCAUACUUUUGUAUGGAGGU
This is a messenger RNA of Drosophila novamexicana, 1343 nucleotides long. RefSeq lists its product as uncharacterized. Lineage: Eukaryota; Metazoa; Arthropoda; Insecta; Diptera; Drosophilidae. The record is from RefSeq and is a predicted model, not a curated record. The transcript has 4 exons. Bases 29 to 1291 code for a protein of 420 amino acids.